UCAGACUUCACUCAUGUUCUUUCCUCCACCACACACCCCAUCAUGGAGAUUCAGAUCACAUACUCUAUCCUCUUCACCUUCCUUUGCUUCCUCUUCAUGAUUCACAGACUUUCUUCAAGUUCUAAGAAAUCCCUCAAAACCCUUCCCCCAGGACCAUGGAAGCUACCUCUCAUAGGAAACCUUCAUCAGAUUGGAUCACUACCCCAUCGAUCUCUCAGAGACCUUGCAAACAAGUAUGGACCUUUAAUGCACCUUCAGCUCGGACAGAUGCCCCAUGUCAUAGUCUCUUCACCAGAAAUAGCUAAAGAGGUUAUGAAAACCCAUGACGUAAUCUUCUCCAAUAGACCCAAAAUUGUUGCCAGCGAAACCUUGGCUUAUAACAGUACAGACAUAGCCUUCUCUCCUUAUGGAAACUAUUGGAGGCAACUUCGAAAGAUUUGUACUUUGGAGCUUUUGUCCGCAAAGAGGGUUCGGGAAUUUAGAAGGAUAAGGGAAGAGGAGGUUUCUGGGCUUGUGAAGCAUAUUUCUGAACAUGAAGUUGGUUCUCUCAUGAAUCUUACCAAGAAAAUCUACCCACUCACGAAUUCCAUAGUUGCUCGAGCAGCCUUUGGUCGGAAGACUAGAAAUGUGGAAGAGAUUCUGUCGACUAUGGCGUAUGUGGUGCAACUUGCCAGUGGCUUAUCUAUAUCUGAUCUCUUUCCUUCACUUGAAUUCCUUCGUGUGAUUGGUGGGACGAAAGCUAAAGCUGAAAAAGUGCGAAAAGACGUUGAUGGGGCGCUUAACAAUAUCAUCAUUGAUCACUUGGAAAAGAACGAUGGACAUAUGGAAGAAGUAGAGGAAGAUCUUGUUGAUGUUCUUCUCAAGAUUCAGAAAGAGAAUGACUUAGAAAUCCCAUUAACUCUCGACAAUAUCAAAGCCGUCGUCCUGGACUUGUUUAUUGGUGGAACCGAUUCAGCAGCAACGACAGUAGUGUGGGCAAUGUCUGAGAUGAUCAGAGCCCCAAAAGUAAUGAAGAAGGCACAAGAAGAAGUAAGAAGCGUGUAUCGAAACAAAGGAUGUGUUGAUGAGUCAGAACUUCAUCAAUUAGAAUAUGUAACUGCGGUUAUUCGAGAAACUUUAAGGUUACAUCCACCUGCUGCUUUGUUAGUUCCAAGAGAAAACAGUGAAAUAUGUGAAAUUAAUGGCUAUGUGAUACCUCUUAAGACUAAGGUGAUCAUCAACGCUUGGGCCAUUGGAAGGCAUCCUCAGUAUUGGAAUGAACCAGAGAAGUUUCAACCAGAAAGGUUCAUUAAUAGCUCAGUUGAUUAUAAAGGCACCAACUUUGAGUUUAUUCCAUUUGGUGCUGGAAGGAGGAUAUGCCCUGGAAUCUCAUUUGCUACACCAGUUCUAGAACUGAUUCUUGCAAAUCUGCUUUAUCAUUUUGACUGGAAGCUUCCUAAUGGGGAAAAGAAUGAAGAGUUGGAUAUGACUGAGACCUUUGGUGCUGCAGUGAGAAGAAAAAAUGACCUGCUUUUAGUUCCCAUUCCAUAUUGCACUUAGCUCUAUGACUUCCUAUAAGUGAACGAGAGAAAUGAUUUAAUGAGCACUUGAUCUAUCUAAUUACACUUAUGUGUAAUAAAGAGGUUAUAUAUAUGGUUUCUUUAAUUUGCAGCUAUUUUCUGAAAUAAGGAUGGACAAAUAUGGAAGGAUCCAUCUUAAAGGAUAGUGUAUCCAGUGCGUUUUACUGUUACGUUUUGUUGGAUAAAGUGUUAAGUUACUAUAUCUAUUUCUACAAGGCUUU
Neltuma alba is the source of this 1780-nucleotide messenger RNA. RefSeq names its product cytochrome P450 71D10-like. The record is from RefSeq and is a predicted model, not a curated record. NCBI's taxonomy places the organism in Eukaryota, Viridiplantae, Streptophyta, Magnoliopsida, Fabales, Fabaceae. Gene Ontology annotation, molecular function: iron ion binding; oxidoreductase activity, acting on paired donors, with incorporation or reduction of molecular oxygen; monooxygenase activity. Bases 43 to 1539 code for a protein of 498 amino acids. The transcript is spliced from 2 exons.